Zychaea mexicana is the source of this 1848-nucleotide messenger RNA. Its product is annotated as glycoside hydrolase. Gene Ontology annotation, biological process: N-glycan processing; carbohydrate metabolic process. The record is from RefSeq and is a predicted model, not a curated record. The transcript has 10 exons. NCBI's taxonomy places the organism in Eukaryota, Fungi, Mucoromycota, Mucoromycetes, Mucorales, Lichtheimiaceae. Gene Ontology annotation, cellular component: endoplasmic reticulum; Golgi membrane. Gene Ontology annotation, molecular function: calcium ion binding; mannosyl-oligosaccharide 1,2-alpha-mannosidase activity. Bases 22 to 1809 code for a protein of 595 amino acids.
AUUUUCUUUUCUCCUUAAAAUAUGAUGCUGCUAGGAAGCCGUUCGUCCAUAUUAAUAUGGCUGACUGCUAGUGCCACACUUGCAGCCGACGCUGCUAUACAACAUCAAGAACCCGCCUAUGCGUAUGACGAUCAUUAUCAGCCAACACCAGCAGUUCAAUACUACGAUCCAUAUGUUCCUCGACCCACGCCUAUUGUAGACGAAGAGAUCGCUCCCGUAGCAUACUACCCGAGCCGGGUACACGAACGUCUUCCGGAUGCACAUCAGUUAACGCCGAGCGAGAAGCAACGGUACAUCAAAGAUGCAUUUUUGUUUGCAUGGGACGGUUACCGGACGUUUAGCUGGGGCUCUGAUGAGAAUCGUCCCGUUACGAAUCGUCCAGUGAACACAAGAAAUGGAUGGGGUGCCUCGCUUGUCGACGGACUAGACACACUAUACCUGAUGGAACUUUAUGGCGAAUUCAACGAAGCGCGAGACUAUGUAGCCAACAUUGACUGGGAUGAAACACACGGUAGCAGUUUGGUGCAGGUGUUUGAGACGACGAUCCGAUACGUUGGCGGCCUAUUGUCAGCUUAUGAUCUGUCAGGCGAUGAGAUAUUUGUCGAAAAAACAGUUCAACUCGUGGAUCGACUUCUUCCAGCAUUCGACACACCCACCGGUAUCCCCUACCAAUAUGUAAACUUUAGAUCUGGUAAAGCAGUGAAGUCUGGUUUCCCAGACGGUGCGUCAUGCCUUGCCGAACUGGGCACUGUCCAACUGGAAUUUACCCGGUUAUCUGAAAUCACCGGGGAUUGGACAUAUCACCAUGUUGGACAACGGGUGUAUCAGUCGUUCAUUCAGCUUAAAACAGACCAGCCGGGGUUGUUUCCUCAUCUGAUCAACCCUGACACCGGUGAUGCCGUGGGAGAUUACAUAACCUGGGGCGGAAUGGCAGAUAGCUUUUAUGAGUACUUGAUUAAGCAAUAUGUCAUGUCUGGCGGCAAGGACGCUGCAAAAAAGGAAAUGGUCAUCCAAGCGGUUCGUAGCUUGGAAAAGUAUUUGAUAGCAAGACCAAAAGAUCAUCCUGAGCUGGCGCUUCUUGCAGAUUUGAACGGCGAGGCACAAACUCCAAAGAUGGAUGAAUUGGCAUGCUUUGCACCAGGUAAUUUAUUGUUGGCGGCACGAACAAUACCAGAGCUGGCCGAUACCGAGGAUCUUGCCUUUGACCUGAUGCAUGGAUGUUACAAUGCUUGGGUUUCGACAAAGACGGGAAUUGCACCUGAAGUAUUUGGAUAUAUGGACGAAGGUGGAAACACCGUUGUAGGCAAUUUGACCGGCCGUCGCAAACAUCUUGCCAAGGAACAUGGGGUAUUCCCAGUCGCUGCUAGCUAUAUUCUUCGACCAGAAACGCUCGAGUCAAUUUUCUACUUUUAUCGGUUUACGAAGGAUCGUCGAUACCAAGAUAUGGCUUGGGAUAUCUUUAAUUCAAUUCACACAUAUUGCCGAGCCAAUUCCGGGUUCUCGGGGAUCAGUAAUGUGGAUACAUAUUAUCCUAGCUGGGAUGAUCGCCAGGAAAGCUUCUUUUUCGCAGAGACUCUCAAAUACCUUUAUCUCAUGUUUGAUGAGCCAUGGGAGGAAGAACGUCUUUCGUUGCAGAAAUGGGUGCUAAAUACGGAAGCACAUCCUUUCAAGAUCACCGAUAUUGUCCCACCGCCGCCUCCACCUUAUGAGAGAAAGCAUGUGUCUUGGAUAGAUAAUGUCAUUGCAUUUUUGGCUCAGUGGAUGAAGCUUAUCUUUAUUCCGUACUUGGAUCUUUUCUACGAGUAUUAAGAGACAAGUAUUCAUGAACGAGUGCAGAAAUGUUCGAAU